Molecule: messenger RNA, 4578 nt
Organism: Hemibagrus wyckioides
Lineage: Eukaryota; Metazoa; Chordata; Actinopteri; Siluriformes; Bagridae
Gene: rbm12bb
Product: RNA binding motif protein 12Bb
Exons: 2
Coding region: 1435-3306 (623 amino acids)
Biological process (GO): regulation of RNA splicing
Cellular component (GO): ribonucleoprotein complex; nucleoplasm
Molecular function (GO): RNA binding
Source: RefSeq, a predicted model, not a curated record
AGACUCUCCUUCAGCCUAGCUCACUGCUGGAGAGGUUGAUUUACUGACACGUUUUCUUGUCACGAAAGAAGGAAAAAUAUAGUGCCGUCCUGGUUAAACAAGCACUGCAGUGGUUUAUAAAGCUUAAUAACGUGCCGGUUCGUGGCAGCUUGUGUAAGUGAUCCGGUAAUGCGCAUCUGAUUUGCGUCUUGCUUUGUAUGUGCGUCAUCAUGGCAGCCAUACUUAGCAUUGUUCUGAUGCGAAACCUUUACUUUGCUACUACGGUUCAGACGUUAAUAUAGAGAUACUGGGAAAUGAUUUUUGGGUCUGGUUUGUGGGCUUCCUGUUGUGUUUUCACAUCUGUUUGCAGUUGAACUAUUUUAGUUUAAUGUCCUGUAACAGUGUACUGUGUAAGCUAUCGUUUGGCUAACGGCUAAUUCUUUGUCCGCAUGAAACAAUAUGGCUGACAAGUUUCAUGUGUUUUAUUGGUGAAGGAACCUGAGGGGAUUUUUGUGUGUGGAGACUGUUUGGGGGAAAACUAGAGCAUGACUUAUAUUGUGUUGAAUAGUUCAUUUUUACAUGUCUCUCUUCCCAAGGUCUCUAACAGCUUGGGAGUUUCACAUGGGUUUUCUUUGCGUUCUCUGGUUUCUUUCCACCAUCUGAAAGCAUACUAGUAAGUGGAUUGGCUAUACUAAAUUGCCUCUGUAUGCGUGUAUGUGUCCAUAAUGUCUUGGUCAAUUGUCCCAUCUAGAGUGUAUUCCAGCCUCGUACCCAAUAUUCCCCGGGAUAGGCUCUGGAUUCACCUGAAACCUGACCAGGAUAAAGCGGUUAUUGAAGAUAGAUGAAUGCCCCAAUGAACGAAGGUGUAACAUUCAUUCACUUAAAUACUGGUGCUUGUGUGUACCUCAUAAAGACAUUGUCCAGUCUCAAUUCUUGGGAAGUUUGCACCAGACAUUGGGAUAUUUGAGAUGGUAUGUAAAAAGUGGGAUUAAGGUGUUUUUGAAUUCGAAGGUAAGUAAUGUGUUGGAAAUGGCUUAGUGAGAUAUUUGCUGAUGGUGUUCUUCAAAAGGGAAUUGAAUGAUGACGUGCGUUGGAGAAGAUCUUAGAUGAAGUUUCAGACACGGGGGGGAAUUGAAUGCAUUUUUGUCGUAGCAGUAGACAAUAUUGUGGUGUCAUAGAGCUGUCAUUUGAGUGGACUUUAGAAAAGGAUCUGAUUAGAGUUCUGGUUGUGUUGUAAUUUAACAAGCGUCUGUUGUUUUUUCGGCAUUGACAGGGAUGGGUCAUGCUUUGACCAUGAGGAAAUCAUAAGGAAUUCAGUGUUGGAUUGCUCAGGAUGCACGUUAAGAGUUUUUCUCCUUGAGAACUGGAGUGGUGCUUUUGUGGAGGACAAGACAAGGGAUCAAGUAAUCUUGUUACUAAAAGCAGGAAAUAAGCCGUGCUGUUGUGUGUGCCAACAUGGCGGUGGUCAUCCGCUUACAGGGACUUAGAAUCACAGCUGGUUCUGAGGACAUUCGCAAUUUCUUCACUGGCCUUAGAAUACCCAAUGGUGGGGUUCAUAUAAUUGGCGGAGAACUUGAGGAGGCGUUCAUAAUUUUUGCAUCCGACGAAGAUGCAAGACGAGCGAUGACUCGCUCAGGAGGAUGCAUUAAGGGCUCUCCAGUCAACUUGCUUUUGAGUAGCAGGUCAGAGAUGCAGAAGGUUCUUGAGGAAAGCACGAGAAAAUCAGAAGCGAAUAACAGGAGGAAUUACAAGGAGGUUGUCAAAAGACCAGCAGUCGAAGGAAGAUCCACGUCACUGCAUGAGGACGUGAAAGUAGAUAUACGAAGAGGAGAUAAUCAAAACAUGGGAAACAGGCCUCCUGUAGCUUCACCUAAUGAAUCUCGAACUCAGAAGAAAGAAGGAGAUGGAGACACUCUCUAUUUGUACUUGUCUGGAAUGCCGUUCUCAGCGACGAAGGAGGAUGUCCGUGUCUUUUUUGACGGGAUACAAAUCGAUGACCUAAUUUUUAUGCGGAACAGUUAUGGAAUGUUUAAUGGAUGUGGUUUAGUCAAAUUUAGAACCAGAGAGGAUGCCAGUGAAGGUCUGAAGAGGGACCGAAAAUACAUCGGGCCACGUUACAUCAGAGUAAUGCCGGCUUCAGAACAUCAGUGGGUCAAGUCCGGGGGUUCGGUUGUAUCAGAUGUUGCAGCUCGGAGAUCUCGAACGAGAUCUCGCUCUCCAGUUCGACAUCGGUCACAUUCUCCUUCUAAUGAAGAGUUUGGUGUGUUGUAUGAAAACCUCCCAUAUUCAGUUGAAAAGCGGGAUAUAAAAGCCUUACUCCAUCCACUGUCUGUGACAGAUGACCAGAUCAGUAUUUUUGUGGAUAAAAAUAGCGAUAGGAGUAAAUCGGCUAUUGUGGUGUUCAAGAAUCUAAAGGACUAUUGUUCUGGCCUGGCUCACCACAAGGAAACAUUUCUGCACAGUGUUGUUUACGUGUCUCCUAUCUCUAAAGAAAAGAUUGCCACUAUGCUAGAACCUGCUGACAACCCAAGAGAAGACCAGCGAAGAUCCAGCAGGUCAUCCGAACCAACACAGAGCACUCAUGACUCUGAGAGAAGGUGCAUAUAUGUUCGCAACUUACCUUUCGAUGUCCGGAAAGUAGAGAUCAUGGACUUCUUUCAUGGAUUCCAGCUUUCAGAGGACAGGCUUAUCCUGCUCCAUGAUGAGAGAGGAACUGGGCUUGGUGAGGCUUUAGUCAUUUUUCAGACAGAAAAGGAGGCGACAAUGGCACAAUCUCUGAACGGGCAACGAUUUCUUGGAUCGGAGGUCAUGCUGAAGUGCAUCACCUGGGCUCAGAUGCAAGAAUUUGGUAUUGACAGCAUUUGCAUGCCUGAGAGGAACUCUCAAGUGAACACGCCAAGAUACGACAGUGAACCAAAUUUCCUUAAUGACCAAAUGCAUCAGGAUAACUGUGAUAUAAUGCCAGAUCCUAACUAUGCUCCUGGAAACAGUGGUCCAUUGGAUCAUUUUGAAAACCCUGUUGCUUAUGGAGGGGAGCCAUGUGGUCCUGACAAUAAUCAGUAUGGACCAACAAAUCAACAAUUUAAUCAGCCGACAUGCGUCAGGUUGCUCAAUCUACCCUCUAAGAUAAGGGUUGAUGAAAUUUAUGACUUCUGCUAUGGGUACAGAGUAAUUCCAGGGUCGGUCUCGUUGCAGUAUAAUAGGAGUGGAGCACCUACUGGCACUGCAACUGUUGUGUUUGAAAGCCACAGUGAGGCAGUCACUGCUGUCCAAGAAUUAAAUGGAAGACCCAUUGGUACGAGGAAAAUUAAUAUUGUGCUUGUGUAGACUGAGAGACAUUGGGUAUUUUUGUUUAGACAGCUGUUUAUAAUUUGUCUUUUUUUUUUUUUUUCUUUCAUUAUAUUUCUAAAUACUAAACUUUUUCUUGCCUCAUAAGUGAUAAUACAAGAAAGAUUGAGUGAAUGAAAUGAGCUUUUAUUCUUUUCCAAACUUUGGUAAUAGUUAUGCUAGUAUAUUGUAUUAGCAUUUUACAGUAAUGUGUGAUUUGAUAAACAUUUUUUUUCCAGAAAUGUUUGUUUAUUUGUUAAGUAAACGUGUAGUGAUGUUGAUUUAUGAACCACUGUAUUUUUUCCUUUAAGGUGUAUGCCUACUUUUUUAUAACAUGUACCCAAAACAAGGAUUCUGUAGAGUGAUUUAAAAAAACAGUAACAUGUAACACAACAUUUCCUGGUGUGAGAGUAGGUUGUUUUUAUUAUAUAUUUAUAUAUUAAUAUAAAAUAUGCAUAUAAACAUCCUGAACAACGUGAUAAAGUUCAAUGGAAAAAUAUAGAAAUAUUACAAAAGUCAAAUUCAUUGAUACUACUGAUUCAGGCAUAGCCUCAUAUUCUAAUCAGCCUGUUGAGAUGACCAUCUACUCAAACGGGGAUAAUCUGGAUUGUUCAACACUACAGCUCAAAUUUGCUCUAACUGACCACUAUAAUAGGAACACUUAUAACCCUGCUCGUUCAGGUUCUCCUUUUACAAUUGAUUGGCGAGUGUAAAUGGACAGAUUAUUAUACAUUAGCAUCUCUGCUCACAUUCACUGUGUUCAGUCUGGAUGAGGUUUAAGCAGAUCCACAGCCGCCUCCUCCUGAGCUCAAUCCCCAGAGUACUUGGAGAUGCCCUGAAUCCCACCAGGAGAUGAUGUGACCCUUUGCCUGCACAUGACCAGCAACUUCAUCAGGCCACAGAAAUAUAAUUUCCUCCUCACAUGCAUGAUCUUAUACGCAUGCAUUUAUGAUGCUGAAUGGUGUUCCAUUUAAGAAUAAUGUAAUGUGAGUCAAAAAAGGUUAGACAUAUUGUAUGCGUAACCGGUGCACCGGAUUACUCAUUCAUUUAUUAGCUUCGUUUUGUUAUGGCUAAUACAACCCCAUUUUUAUGUUUCUUUUUUACUGAAAUAAAUAAAUGCAUUACUUUCAUAUUAAUGCAGAUCAGUAUUAAAAUGGAUCAAGUGUUGUAACGAAGCAAAUAAAUGUUCUGGAUAUGAUCCACCCUUAUACAGAUACUGUUUCCUAUGUAGUGUGCAGUACAGUGCUUGUUCUUUUUUGAUUUAUUAAAAGU